AUGGAGGCGCGGCGGUUCGGCUUCGACGCCUCGCUGCCGCCGGCGUUCAAGUUCCACCCCACCGACGCCGACAUCGUGGCCCACUACCUCCUCCCGCGCGCCGUCAACUACCCCAACCCGCACGCACACGCCGUCAUCGACGACGACGCCUGCAGCUGCCCGCCCUGGGAGCUCAUGCGCCGCCACGGCCACGCCGACAGCGACCACGCCUUCUUCUUCGGCCCCGCUUGCCCCCCGGGCAAGGAAGCGGGGUUCACGAACCGCACCAUCCCCAACGGGGAAUACGGCGUCGGCGGCAAAUGGCGCGGGCAGAAGGGCGAAGAGCAGGACCUCUUCCUCGUGCGCGGCGGGGCCGGUGGCGCCGAGAUCCACCUCAAGUUCAAAAGGUACAACCUGACGUACUAUCGCCAUGGGCAGGAGGGGAGCACCGGGUGGGUCAUGCACGAGUACCAUAUCACCAAGCCGCCGUCGCUGCUCCCCGGCGCCGUGCUCUCGCGCGUCAAGAUCACCGACGCGGCCAAGAAGGAGCGCCAGGAGCAGCGGAACAAUGCCGCCGCUGCCGCCGCCCAGCAGGUUGUUCCGUGCCAAGAGCAGCAGGGCCCCCCGAGCAACUACCUCGUCGAUGGCCAUGCCGCUGGAAAUACCGUCGCGUUGAGCUAUGGUGCAGGAACAAGCGGCGGCGCGCAGUCUGAUGUUGCCCACCAAGGCGGUGACAAUGGCGUUGUCAUGGGAGGCUACUACACUGAUUUACUCAACAACGCCGAGGAGGGCGACGGCUACUACGUCGACAGCAACAACGACCACCUCAACGAGGACAUCAACAACUACCUCGAUCUGGGCCAGGGCGACGGCGACGGCAGCGACUAUUUCACCUUCGCAGACUACAGUAAUUUUGAUCACCCUGACGGCGGCAACGGUGAUUGA
Phragmites australis (common reed) is the source of this 924-nucleotide messenger RNA. RefSeq names its product NAC transcription factor NAM-2-like. The record is from RefSeq and is a predicted model, not a curated record. Gene Ontology annotation, molecular function: DNA binding. The transcript has a single exon. The coding region runs from base 1 to 924 and encodes 307 amino acids. Gene Ontology annotation, biological process: regulation of DNA-templated transcription. NCBI's taxonomy places the organism in Eukaryota, Viridiplantae, Streptophyta, Magnoliopsida, Poales, Poaceae.